GUCGUCGGGCAGUAUCGGCCAACAUGGCUGCGACGACGGUCAUGUGCGCGGCGGGCGCUCGCAUAGCGCAGUGAGCGCGAUGUCACAGCCGCAGCGCGCGACGCCCGGCGGCGGGCGAAAGCGCGGCCACCAGCACCAUCCGCGCAACGCCGGCACGCGCUUGCCGCCUCCACACAACAACCACUGCGCCGACCUAACCUCAACAUCGACAACCUGUGGGGCCAACAUCAACAUCAACAACAACAAUCAUCAACGCUCGUCCGCAACAGCAACUGCUUUAAUUAGUGAUACGCGUACACCACUCCAAAUACUAUGUGAUGAUAGUAUAAGCAUAGGUAGUAGUCAUAAAUUUGGCGGCGGUGGUGGCGGCACGACCAAGUCUUCGAAAGACGCCGCCAACCAGCGCUUACGUACACCGUCCGCAUUAGGCAAUCUAGAUUUAAGCAAGUCAAGCAACGACGGUAACAAUGGUAACAUAGGUAACACGAGUAACUUAAGUAACAUAAGUAAUAAUGACGAAUAUAACGAUAGUAGUAGCAUUACGGUAAACACAAACAACGCUAAACAAUCAGAUGACGAUCAUAUGAUCGACUUCGACGAAGACUUCAAUAGGAACAAGCUGCACGAGCACGACAAGUCCAACUCGCCGGACAUGUCGAAGAUCUUUCGUCCGUCAGCUGACGGCUCAAGUCAGAGCGAUCAAGAGGAUCCCGAGUACGAAGAACUCGCGCGAUUGCGAUGUACCUCGGAGCGGACGGAAGUCGUCGCUGAGCGCGAGACACGCCGAAGGAAACGACGAUGCGCUGAUUAUCCCGGACUUGCAUUCGGCAGUUCCAUCUUUAGCUCGGACACCCUCAUGAAGUUCUCCAUCAUACGCAACGAGCUGCACAAUAUCAUGAAUACACAACUCAAGCGGGCUGAGUCCGAAGUCGCCGCCCUCAACCGUCGUAUUCAGCUCUUGGAGGAGGACUUGGAACGUUCUGAGGAGCGUCUGGCCACCGCCACCGCUAAGUUGGCUGAAGCCUCCCAGGCCGCCGACGAGAGCGAACGGAUACGCAAAGCGUUAGAAAAUAGGACUAACAUGGAGGACGAUCGAGUGGCCCUUUUGGAGACCCAGCUAGCGCAGGCUAAACUAAUUGCUGAGGAGGCCGAUAAAAAAUACGAAGAGGUUGCCCGCAAAUUGGUGCUCAUGGAGGCGGAUUUAGAAAGGGCCGAAGAGCGAGCCGAACUUAGCGACAGCAAGAUCGUAGAACUUGAGGAGGAACUCCGCGUCGUCGGCAACAACCUCAAAUCCCUUGAAGUUUCUGAAGAAAAGGCGUCCGCCACGAGAGACUCAAACGAAGAUAAGAUUAAAGUAAUGGCUGACAAAUUGCGCGAAGCUGAAGCCCGCGCUGAAUUCGCCGAACGUUCCGUUCAAAAACUCCAGAAGGAGGUCGACAGGCUCGAAGAUGACCUCGUAGGGGAAAAGCAGAAGAGCAAACUGUUAGAGGACGAGAUGGAAGCCACUAUGAACGACAUUGCAAACAUGUAGAAGCGCACGUCGAUUGAAAAAAACGAUUCAUUUCUUUGCACGAAAACAAUGACGAGCAAACUGAUUCGAACACCAGCACGAAUCGCACGACAUAACGACCACGAAAAUUGUUUACGUUCUUGUUUAUUUUUUUAUUUUUUAGCCACGCGUUUGUCCGGAACAUGCGCUCCCGUUUUUGUUGUUUGAAGAAAUGAACGGAUAACUAUUUACACAAAAUAUUUAUAAAAUUGAGGCAAAACUGUAUUUCUCUCUCUCUUUUAAGUGCAGCCCUAAUUAUUAAGCUAAAACACACACAGAACAUUCAGGGCUAUUUAUAUCUACAGUUAUUUAUUAUAUUAUUAAUAUAACAUCCAGCAAACAACACAGACACACACAGAGUAGGUGCUUCAGCUUUCUUCCAAAAAUAAGUUUCAUGAGAAGCGCAACACUCAAGCACAGAGUGUUGAUUUCUCAGCGUUUGUAAACUUGCGACAAUAACUUUGCACCCGAUCGAAAGUAGCAUUAGAUCGAUGAGUAUGGUCCAACACUGCCAUAAUAAAUCAAUAAUGAUUGAUGAAUAUUCUACAUUCCGCAGCUGCUUCCAUAAACGUUCCAUUUAAGGACCAAAACUUCAUUUCCAUUAAUUAAGUUAUCAUGGAUAGUCAAAGCAUAGCAUGUCCUAAUGCGGCGCUAAAGUGUAAUAAAUUGAAUUGGUUAUUAAUUUCGUUUUCACUUUUCGGAUAAAUAAUUUGUAAAUUAUGUUGGUAAUAAAAAUGAAGCGAACUAAGGCUUUCUACGAAUGUUUAUGAAGCAUAAGCAAACAUGCAUUACCUUAUUUUAUAAACAAUGAGUUCAUAAUCAGCAUUUAUAAUUACACAUUCAUAAGUUGCCUCUGGUGUCAGAGGCAGACUCUAUUAAACUAUCAAAGAAGUAAAUGGCAAGAGGAAAAUAUAGUCCUGUUUAUAUUUUAUAUAAUUAUUAUUUCUAAUUUCUAUAUUAUGUAUUUUUAGCGUAAAGAAAUUACUAAUUAUGGUUACAUUAUAAAGAUGAUUUUAAUAGCCAAA
This is a messenger RNA of Dalotia coriaria, 2574 nucleotides long. RefSeq names its product tropomyosin 1 (gene Tm1). Gene Ontology annotation, biological process: actin filament organization; muscle contraction. The transcript has 8 exons. Gene Ontology annotation, molecular function: actin filament binding. Lineage: Eukaryota; Metazoa; Arthropoda; Insecta; Coleoptera; Staphylinidae. Gene Ontology annotation, cellular component: actin filament. Bases 80 to 1531 code for a protein of 483 amino acids. The record is from RefSeq and is a predicted model, not a curated record.